ACGAGUCUAUUUCUUUUUGAUAUUCAAUAGUUUGCAAUUGCAACAGUCAGUCAUAAGUACCCAUGCAUAUUGGAAACGAACUAACGCUUAGUUGUUCAUCUAACCAGCUUUUUGCCGAUGUAAUUGCUUGUAGCUAGCUACUAGCUAACUCACAUACCGGUAACCUUAGGUAGCCGCUGUCUAUAAUGCUUCAUAAUAACAUUAACGUUAGUUGGCGAGCUAAUAGCUGCUACUUAGCCCUUUCAGUUUGACAAAUGCCAAAGGUUUUAGGCACUUUUCGGGGAUAAAUCCGUUAUCUUGAUGUAAAAAUGCUUUACAAAUAGGCAGCUUCGAUGUUGAGAUGAGAUAAUUAUUUACCGACCAGUUUCCAGGUAGCUAUGCUAACUAGCUAUCUGUGUGUCUCAUGUUGAAAUCUCUGCACACACAGUACAUGAUGAUUUGGCAGUGAGUGUACAUGAUGAAUCGUCCCAAGCCUACAACGAUCAGGCGGCCUAGUGCUGCAAAGCCCUCAGGUCACCCUCCUCCUGGAGAUUUCAUAGCAUUGGGGUCAAAGAGUGGCGGAGAGUCCAAAGCACCUGCAGUUCUCCUUAAGCCAGCGUCCACCUUACCCACUGACCGUAAACGAGAGACUUCCUCGUCACUUCCAUCCUCCUCUGGCCUGUCCGGCCUCGUGAAGCGCCCCAAGAUCUCCUCUACCCCUCCUGUCAGCGCCCUAGGACGACUGGCUGAUGUGGCAGCAGUGGACAAAAGGGCUAUAUCGCCUUCGAUCAAGGAGCCCUCAGUGGUGCCCAUAGAAGUCCCCCCAGCAGUGCUCCUGGAUGAGAUUGAGAAUGCAGAGCAGGAUGGAAAUGAUGAUCGCAUUGAAGGGGUGCUCUGUGGAGCUGUCAAACAGCUGAAGAUGAACCGGGCUAAACCUGACAUAACACUAUACCUCAGCCUCAUGUUCCUGGCCAAGAUUAAGCCCAAUCUCUUCGCCACUGAAGGCAUUAUUGAGGCCUUGUGCAGUCUCCUUCGCCGGGAUGCCUCCAUCAACUUCAAAGCAAAGGGCAACAGUCUGGUGUCUGUGCUAGCCUGCAACCUGCUGAUGGCAGCCUAUGAGGAGGAUGAGAACUGGCCAGAGAUCUUUGUCAAAGUGUACAUUGAGGACUCUUUGGGGGAGCGAAUUUGGGUAGACAGUUCCCAUUGUAAGGAUUUUGUGGACAAUAUCCAGACUGCCUUCAGUACCAAAAUGCCUCCAAAGAGUAUGCUGCUGCAGUUGCAGACUGACACUGGCCGUUCCGGUGGAGAUAUCAGUGCAGGGAGCAGUCCUCACCCCUCCACCCCAGAUGAGGAUGACAGCCAGACUGAAUUGCUGAUUGCUGAGGAGAAACUUAGUCCUGAAGAUGAUGGACAAGUUAUGCCAAGGUACGAGGAGCUGUCUGAGAGUGUGGAGGACUAUGUUCUAGAUGUCCUGAAGGACCAGUUGAACCGCAGGCAGCCCAUGGACAAUGUGUCCCGUAACCUGCUGCGUCUGCUCACUGCCACCUGUGGCUACAAGGAGGUGCGGCUUAUGGCUGUGCAGAGGCUGGAGAUGUGGCUGCAGAAUCCAAAGCUGACCCGUCCAGCUCAGGACCUUCUCAUGUCUCUCUGUAUGAACUGCAACUCCCAUGGAGCGGACGACAUGGAGGUGAUCUCCAACCUCAUCAAGAUCCGCCUGAAACCUAAAGUCAUCCUCAAUCACUACAUGCUCUGUGUCAGGGAGCUACUGAAUGCACACAAAGACAACCUGGGAACUAUGGUGAAGCUGGUGAUCUUCAACGAGCUGUCCAAUGCCAGGAACCCCAACAACAUGCAAGUCCUUCACACACUGCUCCAGCACAGCCCAGAGCAGGCCCCUAAGUUCCUGGCCAUGGUGUUCCAGGACCUGCUGACCAAUAAGGAUGAUUACCUGCGUGCCUCUCGAGCAUUGCUGCGAGAGAUCAUCAAACAGACCAAGCACGAGAUCAACUUCCAGUCCUUCUGCCUGGGUCUGAUGCAGGAAAGGAAGGAGGCCACCUACGUCGACAUGGAGUUCAAAGAACGCUUUGUGAUCCAGGUGACAGACCUGCUCACGUGCUCCAUGAUGCUGGGCAUCACAGCUCAGGUCAAGGAGGCUGGCGUUGCGUGGGACAAAGGAGAGAAGAAGAAUCUGGAUGGUCUGAGAUCCUUUCAGAAUAAUAUCGCUGCCAUUCAGAGGGAUGCUGUGUGGUGGCUUCACUCUGUUGUUCCCACUAUUGCCAAAGUGCCAUCCAAGGACUAUAUACACUGUCUUCACAAGGUGCUUUUCACAGAGCAACCAGAGACCUACUACAAGUGGGAUAACUGGCCCCCUGAGAGCGACAGAAAUUUCUUCCUGCGGCUGUGCUCUGAAGUGCCUCUGCUGGAGGACACUCUGAUGCGUAUCCUGGUCAUCGGACUGUCCCGUGACCUGCCCCUGGGCCCGGCCGACGCCAUGGAGCUGGCGGACCACCUGGUGAAGAGGGCGGCCGGGGUCCAGUCUGAUGGUACAACAUCUGCAACAGCAAUGGAUCUGGAUGUGUUGAGAGUAGAGCGGCUCCAGCUGAUUGACGCAGUGCUGAACCUGUGCACCUACCACCACCCAGAGAACAUUCAGCUUCCUGCGGGCUAUACUCCUCCGAACCUGGCGAUAGCCACACUCUACUGGAAAGCGUGGCUCCUGCUACUUGUGGUGGCCGCUUUCAAUCCACAGCAAAUAGGCUUGGCUGCCUGGGAUGGCUAUCCCACACUGAAAAUGCUCAUGGAGAUGGUCAUGACAAAUAACUACUCCUACCCUCCAUGCACGGUGGCCGAUGAGGAGACCAAGACAGAGAUGAUCAACCGGGAGAUGCAGGUGUCCCAGAGAGAGAAGCAGGAGAUCCUGGCCUUCGAGAGCCACCUGGCGGCUGCCUCCACCAAGCAGACCAUCACAGAGAGCAACAGCCUGCUGCUGUCCCAGCUCACCAGUCUGGACCCACAGGGCCCCCCUCGCAAACCCCCACCCGCAGUCCAGGAGCAAGUGAAGAGCCUUAACCAGUCCCUUCGCCUGGGUCACCUCCUCUGUCGCUCUCGCAACCCUGACUUCCUGCUCAACAUCAUCCAGAGACAGGCCUCCUCUCAGUCAAUGCCCUGGCUGGCUGAUCUGGUGCAGUCCAGUGAGGGGUCCUUAGACGUGCUGCCCGUGCAGUGCCUGUGUGAAUUCCUGCUUCACGAUGCUGCAGAUGACAACUUGCCCAUCGAGGAUGACGAGGAAGGAGAGAGCAAAGAGCAGAGAGCCAAGAAAAGACAAAGGCAACAAAAGCAGAGGCAGCUCCUUGGACGGCUGCAGGAUCUGCUGUUGGGUCCUAAAGCUGACGAACAGACCACGUGUGAGGUGUUGGACUACUUCCUGCGCCGCCUCAGCUCUUCUCAAGUGGCAUCAAGAGUCCUGGCUAUGAAGGGUCUGUCUCUGGUGCUGACUGAGGGGGGUCUGAAGGAUGGAGAGGAGAGGGACCAGCCCAUGGAGGAGGACUCCAGAGAUGCUGAGCUCCUGCCAGGAUACCAGUGGCUCCUACAGGACCUUCCCAAGCUGCCCCUGUUCGACAGCGUCCGGGGAAUGACCUCCACCGCUCUGCAACAGGCCAUCCACAUGGAGACAGACCCACAGACCAUCAGCGCCUACCUCAUCUACCUGUCCCAGCAUGCACCAGUGGAGGAGCAGGCAUCUCACAAUGACCUCGCUCUGGAUGUGGCCCGUCUGAUUGUCGAGCGUUCCACCAUCAUGAACAGCCUGUUCUCCAAGUACUCCUGCCGGCCCGAGUCAGACGCUGUGCUCUCAGCCCUCAUUUCCAUCUUCUCCAGCUACAUCAGGAGGAUGAGGAAGACCAAGGAGGGAGAGGACCUCUACAGCUGGUCAGAAUCUCAGGACCAGGUGUUUCUGCGUUGGACCACAGGGGAGACGGCCACCAUGCACAUUCUGGUGGUCCAUGCCAUGGUCAUUCUCCUGACGCUCGGGCCACCCAAAGAGGAGAGUGACUUCUUCAACCUCCUGGACAUCUGGUUCCCCGACAAGAAACCCCUCCCCACCGCCUUCCUGGUGGACACCUCCGAGGAGGCCCUGUUGCUACCUGAUUGGUUGAAGCUGAGGAUGAUCCGGUCAGAGGUUUCACGAUUGGUGGAUGCAGCGCUGCAGGAUCUGGAGCCCCAGCAGCUGCUGCUGUUUGUUCAGUCGUUUGGCAUCCCCGUGUCCAGUAUGAGUAAACUGCUGCAGUACCUGGACCAGGCCGUAUCUCACGACUCACAGACACUGGAACAGAACAUCAUGGACAAGAACUACAUGGCUCAUCUGGUGGAGGUGCAGCAUGAGCGAGGCGCCACAGGGGGGCACACUUUCCACGGGUUGCUCAGCUCCUCUCUCCCUCCUCGCAGAGAUAGUACUGAGGUGAACAGAGCCAAAGUUACCGUGGAAACUCCUAGUGGCUCCUUGAAGAUGAGAGCCAAUCAGAUCCCAGUGAUUGGGCCUGAGGAUGACCUCACCGGCAUGUUGCUUCAGAUGUUCCCUCUGAAGGUGGACCACCGCAGGCCCAGCCCCCCUCCCCGGCCCCUCUCCUUGGCCCUGCAGCAGGCUCUGGCCCAAGAGCUGGUGCGUGCCAGACAGGGGGGGCAACCCCAGCAGGGUGGGAUGUCAGUGCGUCUCCUACAGGCCCUGACUGCCCUGCUCAGCUCUGCCCACGCCGGGGCCCUUGUCAUGGCCAUGAACCGCAGCCACGCCCUGUCCUGCCCCAUGCUGCGCCAGCUGCACCUCUACCAGCGGCUGGUGUCGCAGGACGUGGCCUUCUCCUCUCUCUUCUUCAAGGCUGUCAUGGAGAUGAUGACAUGGUUGGAGAACCCGGCCGUGGAGGCGGGGCCGCUGCGGCCCUUGCUCAAGUCCUUCGCUGGACAGUAUUCCCAGAAGCACCGGCUCACUGAUGUUCGUACAGGCUUCCUCCACCUGGCUGAGGCCCUGGCUUAUCGGAGGGACUCCGAGGUGGCCGUGAGGGCCAUAAUCGCCACACUGAAGGCAGGGGAGAGAUGUAAUGCAGAGCCGGAACUGAUAGGCAAAGUGUUACAGGGGCUAGUGGAGGGGAAGUCUCCAUAUUUGGAGGAACUGCUGGCCUUGCUAAUGACUAUUGGAACAGAGACGGGGACCGGCUCUACCACCGGAGGCCCUGUUGCCAUGGUGAUAGCGCUGCUUCUCCAGGAGACUGAAGAGCAAGCCGUGAAAAUGGAGGUGGAUACAAACAACAGCUCCGAGGUGACAAAGACUGGGUCCAGCUCAGGGCUGCUUGUUGAUUGGCUGGGACUUCUUGACCCUGAGGUCACAUCUGUGUGUCCAGACCUUCAGCGGAAGCUGCUCUUUGCUCUCAACAAGGGUAAAGGAACUCCCUCCUACAGACCAUACCUUCUGGCAUUGCUGACCCAUCAGUCCAACUGGACAACUCUUCAUCAGUGCAUCAGUGCUCUUCUCAGCAAGCAGCAAGACCAGCGACUGGACCCAUCUUCUGCUCUGGACUUCCUGUGGGCCUGCAGUCACAUCCCUCGUAUCUGGCAGGGCCGGGACCAGAAGACCCCACAGAAACAGACAGAUACGUUUGUCCUGCGGUUGAACCCGGAGGAGCUUAUCAGUCUGGUGGACCUCAUCAUAUCAGAGUCUGAGCUCAACAGCCGCGGCGACUCCUCGCCCCCUGCCAACGCCGCCGUCAAUGCCAAGAGCACCCUGGACCACACCUCCUGCUCCCUCAUCCAGUCACGGCUGCCCCUGCUCCACAGCUGUUGCCAUGGCGACCUGGAGAGAGUGAAGAACGUCUCGGAAUACCUCAUCAACUGCACAAAGAAAUGGGGAGACAGUGUGAUGAGUAAGCGGUGCCAGAACCUCCUGCUCCAGCUCUACCUGCACUUCCCAGAGGUCAUCCAGCACGUGACCUUACCUGACGCCACCCUGAGCAGCGAGGGGGCCGCCGACGGCACCACAUGCAAGCACGACGUCCUGGUUCACCGUCUGGUCACGUUGCUAGGCGAUACGGGAGACACAAAGUCGGCUGAGAACCGGAUGUCAGACGCUAACCUGGCCUGCAGGAAGCUGGCUGUGUCCCACCCUGUCCUCCUCCUCAGACACUUGCCGAUGAUCGGAGCGCUUCUCCACGGACGCAUCCACCUCAACUUCCAGGAGUUCCGGAGCCAGAACCACCUGACAUUCUUCAGCAAUGUGCUGGCCAUCCUGGAGCUGCUGCAGCCGUUAGUGUUCCACAGUGAACACCAGAGGGCGCUGCAGGACUGCCUGCUCUCCUUCAUGAAGAUCCUGCAGAACCUCAGGAGACCUCGUAUGCAUCCGUUGGCCGUCUUCAGUAAAUAUGUACAGUUCAUUCAGAAGUACAUUACCCACGAUGCAGCAACAGCCAUUCCCUAUCUACAGAAGCAUUCCGAUAUCCUUCAGGGGCUCUCGUCAGAGCACCCUGACCUGCUGCUCAAGUCCCUGCUGGCUGGCCUCACCCUGCCUGUGAAGACUGGCUCCUCUGACAGCUCUGCAGAGGACAGAGAUGAUGAGUCGUCCUCUGGUUCCCUGCCCAUGGUCAGUAUCUCAGCCUCCGUUCCACUGACUGCAGCUGACAUGACCAAGUACCUGAAGAAGAUCUCCAGGGGAGAAGCCAUAGAAGACGUGCUGGAAGUUCUGACCGAGGUGGAGGACAAGUCCAAGAGGAAUCCUGAGAUCAUCCAGUACUUCACUAAUGACCUGCAGAGACUGAUGAGUUCUACUGAGGAGUUGUGUCGUAGCAUGGCCUUCAGCCUGGCCCUGCGCUGUAUCCAGAACAACCCGUGCACUGCAGCAGACUUCCUGCCCACCUUCAUGUACUGUAUGGGCAGCGGGAACUUUGACGUGGUGCAGACAGCGCUUAGGAACCUGCCAGAAUACGUGCUGCUCUGUCAAGAGCAUGCAGACAUCUUACUCCACAAGGCCUUCUUGGUGGGGAUCUAUGGGCAGAUUGACACCAGCUCUAUGAUCUCUGAGUCCAUGAAGGUCCUGCACAUGGAAGCAACAACAUGAGGACCCGGAGGUACAAGUCCUUCUCAUCUGACGGGAGGCAGUGUCACCAUAACGUUUUUGUACUGUAGAUUUAGACUGGUGUCAUACACAACUGCUCUUUUCUUUUUAUCCAUUUGGUCAUUUCAUCAGGAUUUAUGGAUUGAUACGAACUGAUUAUUUGAUUCGAAGGUAUUCAAAAAAUGGUGAUAAUGAUUAUUGUAUAAAAAAAAAUAGUAUAAUAAUAAAGUCACUCAUGCUUGUUUUGCA
Salvelinus fontinalis (brook trout) is the source of this 7321-nucleotide messenger RNA. RefSeq names its product integrator complex subunit 1-like. The record is from RefSeq and is a predicted model, not a curated record. NCBI's taxonomy places the organism in Eukaryota, Metazoa, Chordata, Actinopteri, Salmoniformes, Salmonidae. The transcript is spliced from 47 exons. Gene Ontology annotation, biological process: U2 snRNA 3'-end processing. Gene Ontology annotation, cellular component: integrator complex. The coding region runs from base 455 to 7075 and encodes 2206 amino acids.